Molecule: messenger RNA, 645 nt
Organism: Acaromyces ingoldii
Lineage: Eukaryota; Fungi; Basidiomycota; Exobasidiomycetes; Exobasidiales; Cryptobasidiaceae
Product: COX6B-domain-containing protein
Exons: 6
Coding region: 1-333 (110 amino acids)
Cellular component (GO): mitochondrion; respiratory chain complex IV
Source: RefSeq, a predicted model, not a curated record
AUGUCCGAUUCCGAAGGAGGAAGGUCUUUCACCCUGCAGAAUGGUGCAAAGAGCGGGCAGCGACCAUUUGUCAGCUUGAGGAGGCGCUCUGACACGGUCUUCUCCUCGUCUACAGCCGCAUCAUUUGAUGCUAGGUUCCCCAACCAGAACCAAACCAAGCACUGCUGGCAGAACUACGUCGACUACUACAAGUGCGUCAAUGCAAAGGGCGAGGAAUUCACGCCCUGCAAGCAGUUCUACCGCGCAUACCACUCUCUCUGCCCCAAUGAGUGGCUGGCGAAAUGGGACGAGCAGCGGGAGAACAACUCUUUCCCUCAUUCGCUCGAUCCCUAAAAGGAUCUCGGAGGGAAGGUCCCCGGGGCGGGCUGCAUGCGAGAGAUGCAUCGUCAAGAAAAGGAGCAUGAACAGGUGUCAAUAGCUAAGAAACAAGAGAAACCUUCAACACCAAUCAACAAAUUUAUUUUCGUUGCUACUACCUCAGCCAAGAAGAAAACAGAAAAAUCAACAUAGAAAGACUGGGGACACAAAUCUCAGCAGCUCGUCUUGGGAGAGAAGUCAAACUGGCGUGAAGAAGAUCAGGAACUAGUGUGUCUGACAGUAGGCGCUGAAGACAGACUAACCUUGAGCUUCAUGUUGGUGUCGUAG